Messenger RNA from Pleuronectes platessa (European plaice), 3194 nucleotides. It is a transcript of the gene eif2ak3, whose product is annotated as eukaryotic translation initiation factor 2-alpha kinase 3. Gene Ontology annotation, biological process: protein phosphorylation. Gene Ontology annotation, molecular function: protein kinase activity; ATP binding. The record is from RefSeq and is a predicted model, not a curated record. NCBI's taxonomy places the organism in Eukaryota, Metazoa, Chordata, Actinopteri, Pleuronectiformes, Pleuronectidae.
UUGGAGAACAUAGGCGGCCCCGGCACUGCCUCGGACGUUGUGGUGGAGGACGAGGACACCGGGUCCACCGGGUCCACCGGGUCCACCGGGGAGGCGGAGGAAAGCUACGGGGAAAGUAACGGAAACAUCCCGCCGACCAGGUCUCUUGUGAUCAUCAGUACCCUGGAUGGACGCAUCUCUGCUCUGGACCCUCACAACCAGGGCAGGAAGCAGUGGGAUCUCGAUGCCCGGUCCGGGUGCCUGGUGUCCUCCAGCCUCAGCAAACCUGAGGUGUUCGGCAACAAGAUGGUCAUCCCCUCACUGGACGGUGCCUUGUUCCAGUGGAACCGGGACAGGGAGAGUAUGGAGGCAGUGCCUUUCAGCGUGGAGUCCUUGCUGGAGUCGUCCUACCGUAUCGGAGAGGACACGGUUCUGGUCGGGGGGAAAUCCCUCACCACCUAUGGCCUGGGUGCCUACAGCGGCAAGCUUCGGUACAUCUGCUCCACGGUCGGAUGCAGCCAGUCGGGGGAGAAAGAGACGGAGUCGGAGGACGUGCUCCUGCUGCAGAGAACUCAGAAGACUGUGAGAGCCAUCAGGCCUCGAUCAGGGAUGGAGAAGUGGAACUUUAGUGUCGGGAACUUUGAGCUGAAGCUUCUUCCCGAGACGCAGUCUGGAAUGAACUUCCUGGAGGGGGAGGUGGCGAGUGGCGACGGCUGGAGGGAGAGUCAGCGUGUCAUCAUAGAUGAACCCAAAGAGAGGGAGCCCACGGAGAACCAGCACAAACAGAACCAGAAUCUGGACCUGGUCAUCAAAGUGUCCGUUCCCGAUUGGAAGGUCAUGGCCUUCAGCACUGGGCCUGAUGGUCAGCUGGUCUGGGAGCAUCAGUUCUGCACACCUAUUGCCUCGGCCUGGCUGGUGGGCGGAGGGAAGGUCUCACCGAUCAACCUGUUCGACGACACCGCCUACAGCAGCCAGUCAGAAAUUGAUGAGGACGACGAUGAGGACGAUCCUGGGAAAGCCACCAGGGGCGCUGCGGAGUCUAGUGUCUACUUAGGGAUGUUCCAGGGACAGCUCUAUCUCCAGUCCUCAGUGAAGAUCUCUGAAAAGUUUCCCUCCAAAGCCAUCGGGUUGGGGACCGAUAUAAUUCCACUGCCUACUGUCAAGUGGAAGCCUCUAGUCCAUUCCCCGUCCCGCACCCCCGCCCUGGUCGGCUCCGACGAAUUCGACAAGUGUCUGAAUAACGACAAGUUCUCCCAUGAAGAGUACAGCAACGGGGCCCUGUCCAUCCUUCAGUACCCAUACGAUAACGGCUACUACUUCCCGUAUGGCAGCCAUUACCGGGAGAAGCGCGACAGCUCUGUGAGCCUGACCAACGGAAACGUGGCCGGGGCUGAGAGCCGCCGGAGGAAGGACCCCGUGCUGCUGCUGCCCUGGUGGAAGGAGAUCAUCGGCACCAUCAUCUUCUGCAUCGUCGCCACCACCUACAUCGUCCGCAAGUUCUUCCACCCGCCGGCCCCCCCGGCCUACGUGAGGCAACGUAAAGAGUCGGAGACCCAGUGCCAGACGGACAGCAAGUUUGACCUGGAGGUGGUUGAGUCCAAGGAGCCGGUGGCCACGGAGCCCCGCUCCAGUGACUACGUGUCCAGGUACCUGACUGACUUUGAGCCGGUGCAGUGCCUCGGGCGCGGCGGGUUCGGUGUUGUGUUCGAAGCCCGAAACCAAGUGGACGACUGCAACUACGCUAUCAAACGCAUCCGUCUGCCCAACAGGGAGCUUGCCCGUGAGAAGGUGAUGCGGGAGGUGAAGGCUCUGGCCAAGCUGGAGCAUCCAGGAAUCAUCCGCUACUUCAACGCCUGGCAGGAGAGCCCCCCCGAGGGCUGGCAGGAGGACAUGGACAAGCGGUGGCUGAAAGACGCCAGUACCACCGACUGGCCCAUGAGCUUCCUCGACCACAUGGAGGCGCUGUCAGUCAAAGUGCCCGUGUCCAGCGCCGUCUCCCCGGGCGGGCCUGGAGGAGACGUUCUGGAGUCCUCCACUGAUUCCCGCGCCCUCCUCUCCAGCAGCGCCGGUGAAGCCGUGGGUUUCGGCGUUGACACCAUCGACCUGUCCUUCCACCCGCUCCUGGGCCACGACAGCCUGAUGUCGGAGAGGGACAGCCAGGCGGACCCCGACGCCUCCGACACCCCCCACUCCUUCGAGCUGUGCCCCCCACGCGGCCCCAGCGACUGCACCUCCUCCUCCUUCGACAUAGUGUUCGAGGACUCGGGCUGCGACCGGGACGCCGAGGCGGACUCCGGUGACUCUGUGACUUCCGGUGUGACCAGUGCAGGCGUGCUGUCGGACAAGAGCUGCUCGUCUUCCUCACACACCAGACAACGGGAAUCCGUCCCUCCCUCCUCUUCCUCCCCCCCUCGGCCAACCUCACUCACCCUGGCUCUCCCUACAUCUCCUCUAACUCAGCGAGUCCAGCCCUCUCCCAAGGUGUACCUGUACAUCCAGAUGCAGCUCUGUCGGAAGGAGAACCUGAAGGACUGGAUGGCUCAGCGCUGCCUCCCGGAGCAGAGGGAGCACAACCAGUGUCUGGAUAUCUUCCUGCAGAUCGCCGAGGCUGUCGACUUCCUGCACAGCAAGGGGCUCAUGCACCGGGACCUCAAGCCCUCCAACAUCUUCUUCACCAUGGACGACGUGGUGAAGGUGGGAGACUUUGGCCUGGUCACGGCCAUGGAGCAGGAGGAGGAGGAUGACGAGGAGCCCUGCGCCCUGACGCCCGCACCGCUCCUCACCCGCCACACGGGGCAGGUUGGCACCAAGCUCUACAUGAGCCCAGAGCAGCUCUCUGGAAACUCGUACUCUCACAAAGUGGAUAUUUACUCUCUGGGUCUGAUCCUGUUUGAGCUGCUCUAUCCGUUCAGGACGCAGAUGGAGAGAGUGAGGACUCUGACUGAGGUGCGAGCGCUGCGCUUCCCUGACGUCUUCUCCAAAAACAACGUGCAGGAGCUGAGUAUGGUGCGCAGCAUGUUGUCGCUGAGCCCCGGCGAGCGGCCCGAGGCGGCUGACAUCACGGGGACGCCUCUCUUCCAGGAGCUGGAGCCGCCGUUCCGCAUGGCCAUCAGGCAGCGCUCCCGCACCUACAGCGCCUCGUCCAUGGGCCGCCCCUCACGCCAGUCGUCCUCCAACUGAAGAUCCCACCACGCAAUAUCUAACCCCCCCCCCCC